Molecule: messenger RNA, 1797 nt
Organism: Bathycoccus prasinos
Lineage: Eukaryota; Viridiplantae; Chlorophyta; Mamiellophyceae; Mamiellales; Bathycoccaceae
Exons: 1
Coding region: 1-1797 (598 amino acids)
Biological process (GO): peptidyl-serine phosphorylation; signal transduction
Cellular component (GO): cytoplasm; nucleus
Molecular function (GO): protein serine/threonine kinase activity; ATP binding
Source: RefSeq, a predicted model, not a curated record
AUGUUAAAACGAAACGACCUCCUCUCCUCCGGCCGUUUCAAAAUCGACUCCCACUCGAAGAUCGGUUCCGGACAAUUCGCGGAGGUAUACUCCGCCGUGGAUAUCACCGGCGGCGGCGAAGAGAACGCGACAAAAUCCGGUCGCUUUUGCGCGAUCAAAAUCGAAUCGGAAAUGAAAACGACGAAACGAGAAGCGAUGGCGAUGAGGAAUUUACUAGGUGGGAAAGGCAUCGUGGAGAUUUACGAGGAAGGGGUUUUUGAGACGAAGAGAGGGAAGGAACAUCCGUUCAUCGCGAUGCAGUUGGUUGGUGAGAACCUGGCGGAUUUGAAGAGGGAAAUUGAGUUGAAUUCGUCCAAUUCGGUUGAAGAAGAUUCGAGGGGCGGCGGUAGCGGCGGCGCGGGAACGACGACGACACCAAAAACGUCUACUUCGGAAACGAAACAACAACAACAACAGCAACAACAGCGACCGUUAUUUUCGGAAAUCACCAUCGCGCGAAUCGCGGCGCAAACGAUAGACGCAUUAGGGUACACGCAUUUAAAAGGAUACGUGCACAGAGACGUGAAACCGGGGAACAUUUGCAUCGGGCGAGGUUCGCGAGCCGAGAGAGCGAAGACGUAUCUCAUCGAUUUCGGGUUAGCGAGACGGUAUAAGGACGAAACGACGGAUAAAGUGAUCGCGGAAAGAGAGGACGCGCAGUUUAGAGGCACUACGACGUACGCGAGCGCGAACGCGAUGGAAAAUCGAGAGCAAAGUCCCCGAGAUGAUUUGUUUUCUUUGUUAUACAUUUUAGUCGAGUUGUAUUGCGGAUCGUUGCCGUGGAAAAGAACGAUGGCGGUCGGAGUGGACGAGAGCGAAGAUGCGAAUUAUAAAGUCAUGGCGAGGGAGAAAAAAUUGAGUUGCAAGGAAGUGCCGAACUAUUUGUGCGAGUUAGCCGUUCGCGAAGAUAGGAAACAGUUGCCGAAAGCGUUGGUGGGAUUUUCCAGGACGAUUUCGCAGUUGAAGUACGGCGAAGUGCCGGAUUACGACCGGUUGAAGGGUUUGUUCACCGAGUGGGAGGAGAAGUUGUUGAACGGGAGGAAAAGUGGGGAAGUGAGAAUGGAUUGGGACCGAGAAGUGGCGGUGAAACAACCCUCGGCGGUUGCUCCGAUACCGACGACUCAAAAUGCUACCGCUGAUUACAACAACAACAACAACAACAACAACAACAACAACGAAAGAAAACGCGAGCGGUCGCCGGAGUAUAACUUAAAUACCGGAGCGGAUCCGUACCAUCCACAACAACAAUACAAACGACCAAACAUCACCAAUUCACCGACGCCUCGACCAACGACGACGACAACGACAACUCCACCAAACCAACAACCGUACGACAUCCAGCCUUCCCGUCGCGCCGCAUCGCUCGUCCAAGCGUUGCUCGAAAACCCGCCGUUACCUCCAAACAUCAACCACGUCAUCGAAACUUUCCGAAACAUGUCCGCUGAAGAGGUUGUCGCCGGCAUCGCCGCCACGUGCAUCAUAAUCGCCGAAACCGCGGAGAGUAGUUCUCGAAACGUGGACGCUAUCGACGCGUUUCUACGAGACGCCAGGGACUGCAUCGAGCUCGCCCGGGCGAAGAUGAUGACGAUAGCUUCGUCGACCUCCGCAGGAGGAGGAGGACAAGGAGGAGGAAUGAUGUACAACGCCAACGCCAAAAAUGUAGCGCCGCCGCCGCAGCAGAAUUAUCAGCAGCACCGGCCACAGCAGCAACAACAACAACAACAGUGGAAUUAUAACGACCGCAGAGCCGGUCGAUGA